Messenger RNA from Capsella rubella, 2502 nucleotides. RefSeq lists its product as uncharacterized. The record is from RefSeq and is a predicted model, not a curated record. The transcript is spliced from 13 exons. The coding region runs from base 25 to 2154 and encodes 709 amino acids. NCBI's taxonomy places the organism in Eukaryota, Viridiplantae, Streptophyta, Magnoliopsida, Brassicales, Brassicaceae.
CGAGCUUUUUAGUAUAAGCUCACUAUGUCUCUUUCUCAGACGAAUUUGAGUUUCCUCAAUUCUUCAUUUCCCUCAUCGAGCCAUGACCUGCGAGUUCCUUGUUCGAGGUCGGUACUCUCUUAUCCUCGUAUCCAAACACACCGGAUUCUCUGUGCUGCGAAGCGAACCGGGAGGCGGAGAUACCCUUCUGAGAGGAAGAAGCUGAAGACAGAGCAGAAGGAAGCUGUGGCUAAGGUUAAGAACAAGCUCGAAGGAGUUUGGCGUCUCUCUAAGCUCGGUGUUCCUGUCGGAGAUGACCCUGGAAAGGAUUUUCUCGGAAUUUCAGAAGGUUUGCUUCAAGCUAUCGCUAAAGUUAUUGAGUUUCCGGUUGCUUCAAUGCUGCCUGAAGAAGCAUUUUCAGUGAUUAGGAAAUCUUUUGAUGCUAGGAAGAUUCUGAAAGAAGCCAAGUUUGUGUAUACUGUGGAUUUGGAUGUGAAGACGCUUCUUGAGUUAGAGCCUCGUGCUCAUGAUUUCAUUUUCCGGUUAGAGCCUAAGAUUGGGCUUAUUGAACAUGUGCCUACCGAGAAGAUUGUUUCGGGUGACUUAAUCAGUGUAGUGAAUGACUGUAAAAAGAGCAAUAGUGAGACAUCAUCCGGAGAAUAUGAACCUCAGAUUAUCAAUGGCUCUGGAAAUAUACACCAAAAUGGGGGAGGAAGAAGCAAACCGAAAAUCGCAGUUGUUGGUGGUGGUCCAUCUGGUUUGUUUGCAGCUCUUGUUCUUGCAGAGUUCGGUGCAGAUGUGACAUUGAUUGAAAGAGGGCAAGCAGUGGAAGAAAGAGGACGUGAUAUAGGCGCUUUGGUAGUUCGUAAGAUUUUGGAUAUGGAGAGUAAUUUCUGCUUUGGCGAGGGUGGUGCAGGUACUUGGAGUGAUGGAAAGCUUGUUACUCGAAUAGGAAAGAACAGUGCCACCGUCUUAGCGGUGUUGAAAACGUUGGUUCGCUUUGGGGCUCCUGAUAAUAUAUUGGUCAAUGGAAAGCCUCAUCUAGGAACAGAUAAGCUAGUUCCGUUACUCCGGAAUUUCAGACAUUAUCUUCAAAGUGCGGGAGUGACCAUCAAGUUUGGAACUCGGGUAGAUGAUCUUCUGGUAGAGGAUUCUCGUGUUGUUGGAGUCAGGGUUUCGGAUUCAGCAAACCAAUUGCAGAGUACCUCCCAAAAUUUAAAGUUUGAUGCAGUUGUUCUUGCAGUUGGUCACUCAGCACGUGACACAUAUGAGAUGCUUCAUUCUCGUAAUGUUGAACUGACCCCAAAAGAUUUUGCUGUUGGUUUGCGCGUUGAGCAUCCUCAGGAGCUAAUAAACCAUAUACAGUACUCGGAUAUGGCUAAUGAAGUUCUUAAAGGACGAGGUAAAGUACCAGUGGCGGAUUACAAGGUUGUUCAGUAUGUGAAUGAUAAGGAUGAGGAUCUCUCGCAGUCUUCAUCAAAACGUAGUUGUUACUCCUUCUGCAUGUGUCCUGGUGGUCAGGUUGUUCUCACCAGCACAAAUCCAGCCGAACUCUGCAUCAAUGGCAUGUCAUUUUCCCGCCGUUCAUCCAAAUGGGCCAAUGCUGCACUCGUCGUCACAGUCUCAGCAAAAGACUUUGAUCUUCUCAAUCUUAGCGGACCCUUAGCUGGAAUUGAGUUUCAGAAAGAGUUUGAAAGAAGAGCGGCUAUAAUGGGUGGUGGUGAUUUCACAGUUCCUGUACAAAGGGUUACUGAUUUUCUGCAAAACAAGUUAUCUGAAACACCUUUACCUCCAUCAAGCUAUAGAUUAGGAGUGAAGUCUGCAAAUCUACAUGAACUGUUUCCUGCUCAUAUCACAGAGGCGCUGAGACAGUCUAUCUCUAUGUUUGAAAAAGAGUUACCGGGAUUCAUCUCAGAGGAAGCACUCCUCCACGGCGUAGAGACAAGAACAAGCUCCCCCGUUCGGAUACCUCGAAGCAAUGAGACCUACGAGAGCACGAGUUUGAAAGGUCUAUAUCCAGUUGGUGAAGGAGCUGGUUAUGCGGGUGGCAUUGUAAGUGCUGCAGUGGAUGGUAUGUUUUCAGGUUUUGCUGUUGCCAAAAGCUUUGAUCUCUUUGAUGGAACUAUAGAGUCAGUUAUUGGAAAGGCUCAAGGUGCUGGACUUGUAAAGUACUGAUGAUGAUGAUGAUGAUGAGGAUGAUGAGGAUGAGGAUGGUGAAGAAGACUGUCAAAAACUUCCUUCAUCCCUAUGUUAUUUUUCUGCCCUUGUCGAGGUAAAAGAACAUCAAUGGGGGCUGCUUCGUCCUUGAAUCGGUUUUUGUUGUACCAAAGCUUAAGAAUUGAUACAAAAAUACAUGCUCAGAUCAGAAGUGAGAAUCAUCAGCAGCUAGAAGAAAUUUUGCCGUAGUUUUAGUUAAAUAAGCAAACUAGUGUAAAAUGUCAGUGACUGUUUGUUUACUCUUAUGAUAUCUUUUGAUCAGUAGUACAGUAUUAUGAUAUAUUUACUUCAUAAUUAUUUAUGGAA